CUUGGAUUUGGAUUUUUAUGGAAGUGCGAGUCGAAUAUUACGAAAAUAAAACAAACUCCAAAGACGAAUAUAUGGAAGGAACAAACGGUAACCCUAUUCCCGAAUAUAUAGAGGCCUUUAUAACACAUGAAGACCUCGACUGCGAUAAAGUGUCGCCUCUACAGUUCCUGACAAGCUUACGUAUGAGGGGAUUGUGCCAUCCUAUUAUACAACACCCUUACUUUGUCAACCUGGCCAAAGGUACUCUACCUAAUGUCCCGCUUGCUCUUUUAGACUUUGCAUUACAAAAGAUGAAACUUUGUGAACACUUUCACGGAACAACGAACGACCAUAUUGAAAGCGGCUGUACGACAAUUAUUCCUUCUACAGGAGAUAAUGUUUCAGACCCUUUAUCAAGACUCGUUCAUCUGGACCAGAUGCGAUCAGCUCCUGCGGGAGUGGCACACGACGUUCUUUUGAAAAGAUUUCUUGCAGAAUUGGAAAGGGAAGUGGAGGAACCUCUGAUAGAGCUUGUCACCCACAAGUUAACCAGAACUAAGAACUUGGGUCCUCGUCUAUCCGAAAUAUGUAGAUUGGGAAAUAUACCCUUUGUGAUUGGAGUAUUGUGUUGCAAAGUACCGCCUGUUAUUAGUGAAAUCUACAAGUUAAUAAUAGAAGCAAUAGAAAACAACACAAACCUGCCUCUGCGAGCUUAUUUCUUUUUCCGAUAUUGUAUUGAAGUAGAGUCUGUUCUUCUUGGAGUUUUAGAGAGACUUGCUGAAGAAAAUCUGACGUCUUCCCAAACUAGAAUAGACGCGGCAAAGGGUUACUGGGCAUCCUUGAAUAUUGUUUUCACAUACUUCAUGGAAAUGUAUGAUCGUUCGUCACAGUUUCCACCGAAAAGGACGCUUUCUACAAUGGAAUACUUAACAACUCGAUUGUAUAGACCACUUACUCAGGAAAUUGUAUAUGAAGAAGAUGAAGCUUCGGAGGAAACUGAUUCGGAAUCCAACUUUGAGGCAUCUCUUGCACAGAAAGGUUGUGAACAAGCACCCAGUUCGUACUGCAGUAUGAGUCCAUCAUCGGAAAACUCUAAUGAACUGGAUGAUGAUUAUGCCAAUCUGUCAUUGCCGAGGAAUAUUCUCGAUGUCGAGUCGGAAUAUAGAAAAGCUUCUGCUGUGAUGAAACUUUACUAUGGAGAGGAAGCUCCAUUAGAAGAAGAUUUGCGUCGACUUUCUUUGAAUGUGUAAAUUUACCAUUCCGAAGAGUUAGCAACACGUCACGCGGAUAUUUUGUAGAUAGCUUUACUUUUAAUGACUGGAGAAGAGUAAAUAUUUGUUAUAAAUA
Molecule: messenger RNA, 1326 nt
Organism: Galdieria sulphuraria
Lineage: Eukaryota; Rhodophyta; Bangiophyceae; Galdieriales; Galdieriaceae
Exons: 1
Coding region: 18-1229 (403 amino acids)
Source: RefSeq, a predicted model, not a curated record